Molecule: messenger RNA, 1690 nt
Organism: Anopheles gambiae (African malaria mosquito)
Lineage: Eukaryota; Metazoa; Arthropoda; Insecta; Diptera; Culicidae
Gene: Gasz
Product: ankyrin repeat, SAM and basic leucine zipper domain-containing protein 1
Exons: 4
Coding region: 191-1573 (460 amino acids)
Biological process (GO): piRNA processing
Cellular component (GO): pi-body
Molecular function (GO): protein binding
Source: RefSeq, a predicted model, not a curated record
GUUCAAAGUUUGUAAACAAACUUCAGAACACGCUUCUUUAAAUGAUUAAACGGUGCUGCGCGGUGCAGAAGAUAUAAGAAAGUAACGCAUAAUUUGCUGCUCGCAUGCAUGUGAUACACUUCGUUUUCUGUUUAAACUCCGAAAUAUAAAUUCACCUCGCUUGAUUCAAUAAUUCGCUGAAAGCUUCAUCAUGUAUCGUCCGGCCGGUUAUGAUGAUUCCGAUGAGGAUGAUUUCGAUGAUUUUGGAUACAUGAGUAGCUCAUAUCCGAAGCAAAAACAAAAUACAGCGUUUAUGCAGGAGGUCAAACCACCAGAGGAAGACUAUGAUACCCUCCUGUAUUACGCCAUCCUCGAUGGGCAACUAGAUGAAACGAAACGUAUUAUCAGGCAGGAUGCAUAUUUGCGUGGCGGUGGAAUGCUACGGCAAGGAUGGCCAGCUAUGUUUUAUGCGUGUUUCGAAGCGCAGCUACCUAUAGUGGAGUAUUUCCUGCGAGAUGAAAAGAUGGAUGUGAAUCGCCAGUACAACCUGCAGACGGCACUCAUGAUCGCAUGCAGCUCGUCGCAAUCGUCCGAGCGUGUGUAUCAAGUUGUGCGGUUGCUGCUGGAUUACGGUGCCAUUAUCGGAAUGUUGGAUCAAUACGGUUGUUCGCCACUCAUGCUUGCCUGCAAGGCAGGCCACCUGGACGUGGUGAAAGAAAUCGUUGGCGAGUCAUCAUUGCUUUCGACCGAUAAUGAAGGUAACACGGCGUUAUUUUAUGCGGUGAACAAUAAUCACUUGGAGAUAGUGAAAAUUCUGCUCCGUGCCGGCGCUCAAACACACACCGUCAACAGGCAGGGCUUUACUCCGAGACAGUGUGCAAUCAACCAGAACUAUUUGGACAUUGCCGAGCUGUUUCCGUCCGAGGAGAAACCGUACGUGAUGCCGGCAAAGUACCUGUGCUACAGCGACUAUCAUAACUUCAUGCGUGGCGAACGGGCUGACGAUCCACCCGGUUAUUUCCCCGACCUGGGACUGAUGCUGUUCGGUAUGAAUAGUGAAGGUUCGCUUCGGCUUUUCGCUGAUGCGAACAUGAAUUUGUUCGAGUUUCUUACCGUAACCGAUGAACGGCUGCUCGAGCUUGGCAUGAAAUAUCCGAUUGAGCGAAAGCGCGUACUGCUUGGGCUUUACGACUUUCAUCUGCAUAAAUGGUCUCGGAAUAGUUUAUGGACGAUGGAAAAACAGCGUAUUCUGGACUUCUACGAUAUCAUGGAAGUACUGGCCAACAUUCUUAAACAUCUUACUGUCAUGCAAGCAUCCUUGUUGUUUACAAAGAGGCUCACAGAAGCGUACGACUCACAAGCAUUCAGCAGCGCCGAGCAAAGUUCCAAUCUCAAGCAACAGCUUGUUGAGCUACAUGCAACGGUUAAGGAUUUUGCAGCUUAUAUUAACACCAUCCAUGAAAUAACCGCCCCAAAACCUGUGCUUUACAUUAUGCCUUCCAGUAAGGGUCGGCAACGUAAUGGUAAAUUGUUAAAAAUGUGUAGCUGUCUAGUUGUUGGUGGAAUGUUGGUCUACCUGAAAUUGAGGUGGUGAAGAAGCACAGCAUGGAAAGUAUGUUUAGAACUAGCGAUAAUAUCAAAGAUCUUUUUGGCACUUUGUGAAAUGAAUUAAACCAUCUAUAAAAACAUGAUUAUAUGUUAAUGUGCAUUA